CAAAAUAUAAAAUGGCUAUCGUUUUGUUUGGAUUUCUAUUUAUUGGAUUUUGUAACAAGUAAAUAUAGAUUGUUUUACUAAUGUAUGCAUAAUAAACAAUAUCGAGACUACAAUAUGUCUACAGAAUAUGGUGCCGAAAUUUCUCUAUUAUUACAAAGUGUAGAAAUACUGAACUGAUAACAUUUGUAACAUUAUGACUACCACUCAAGAGUUCAACUGUAUAUUUUGUAAAGAAACUUUUCAGAGUAAAGAAGAUUUACAAAUACAUUUCAGAAAACAUGGGGAUCCGAAAUUCAAACAGAAUGUCAAAAAUAAAGUACGGCAUGAAAACAAAACAGAGACUAAUGAGAAGUCGAAUGAAGAUGCUGAAAUGGUUAGCUGCGACGUGUGUUCCGAAGCGUUUCCAACAAUUUCAAAAGCGAUAACUCACAAGCACAAGGUGCACCCAGAUCACGAUGCAAAAUAUUUUUGUCCGUGGUGCGGGAAACUAUUCACUAUGAAGCAUUUAUACAACAAACAUUUGAAAGUAAAUCAUGAAAAUGCAGAAGUAUGUUCAAACAGUGAUUUCCAUUGUGAUCCAUGUGGUGUGACAUUCUACAUACCUUCUGCAAUGUUGUACCACAACAAGUUCUUCCAUCGACAAGAUACAGAAAUACCUUCCUUUGGACAGUCAAAAAAAUUAAAGAUGUUUAAUCAGGAAGCAGUACAGAUUUACUACUGUGCAUUUUGUGGAGAAGAAUAUAUUAAUAAAGUUAAUUUACAUAAGCAUAUGAUUGAUGACCAUGGUGACGAAGAUCCAAAUCCUGAAGAUAUAUUACGAUGUCCUCUAUGUGAUGCAAUAUUCUACCAUUUAGAUGCUUAUGAACUACACAUAACUUACCAUAGCAUUGAGGAUAUGUACAGUGAAAAAAACGAUAUGGCGGAUGAAAUAACUGAAUUUUCUUUAGAAACUGUACCACCAGUAAUGGAGAAAAUUGAAAAUGCUGCAGAUGCUGAGAGCGCAAUAAAUGCACUAGGAAUAGAAAAUUUUCUUCAACUAGCAAUAGAUCAACCUGUUGAUGAAGAAAACUUAGAAUUGUCUAAAGAUGAAGACUAUUCAAAAAUUAAACCCAAGAAACAUAAAAAACAUAAGAAAUCAAAAAAAUCUGCCAUAACCCUUGAUGAAUUUUUUAAUAUGAACAAAGAUGUAUUUGGGGACUGCAUUGGUUUUCAAGGAGUUGAGGAAGUUCCAUCGCGGGUAGUAGCAAAACGUCUAAAAGUUAAAAAGGAACCACAGGCAUUACGUAGCGGAACUAAAGCCUCCUCAUCUAAAGAUUUGGAAAAACUAAAAAAACAAGGUAUUAUUGUAAAAAUGAAGUCGGCAAAAAAGCCAGUUAUAGGGACGAAAAUAGUAAAAAACAAAACUAGAAAGUUAUAUGAAGGAGCAGCACCAAUUCAAACCAAUACAAAUAAGGUAAGUAUGUCUAACGAAGUUCUAACAAAAUUAAUAAAUCAGAGCAACAAUGAAAUAAAAAUAGUAAAAAAAUCUGCAAAAAACAACAUUUCCGAGCCACCAACUGAUCAAGCUAUUUUAAUUAAACUACCGCAAUCUGUUUCAAAUGAGUCAAAAGAUGAGCGACUAUUAUCAACUCCCGAAAAGUCGUUCUCCGAAAACAUAGAAGUCGAAUGUGAUCUUAUACCAAAAGACACACCAUCUGAAACAGAAGAGGAAAAAAAUUAUAGGGGCCCUGAUCAUAACUCAGACCUCAAAAUUAGUAAAGAAAUUGAUGAUAAUAUAACACAUGCCAAUAAUUUUUGUAAGACUGAUAAAAUAUCUGAAGAUAUAAUAACCCCACAGGCAGUAGUUGAUAGUAAUAAUAUAAAAUGUGAUUUAAAGCUCGAAAGUAAUUUACUUAAUCAAGAAUUGCAUAAAAAUUGUGAAAGCCCUAAAGAAGAUCGUAAAACUCCUACAAAACCAGAAAAAUGCAUUUCAAAUCCUCUAAAAACGUUACUAAGUGUUAGUCAAGAUAUAACAAUAAAACAUGUGGGUCAAUCAAAUUAUAAUACCAAUGAACAAACUCCUGCUUUCACCAAAAUAAAUGAUAGUAAUCCGUCAGAAGAUAUGACACAUGAUGCUAUAAAAGAAAAAAAUACUGAAAUGAAUAUAGAUGGCAAUACCAAACAGAGUUCUUUGAAAGCACUGAAACAUCUAAGUCAUAUUAUUGUCAAACCGGUUUUACAAACAAAUCUUAUAGAACAAAAAGAAAUAAAUGAAAACAAUGUUUCAAAAGAACCACAUAAUAACUUUGAUUAUAAUGAUAGUGACGAACAUUCUGAAACAGAAACCACAGAAGUCAAAAACUCGAUUAAUAACAGCGAAAAAACUAAAGAUGAAGUAAUAAAUCGUUUGGAUGCUAUGAAAAUUUUAAAUAAAAAUAUUACAAUUAAAUCUUUAGCACAAUCACGAAAAUCGUCUGAACAAGACUUACUCAGAUACGAUGAAGACGAAGAGAGCACAAAUACAAGUCAAAGCACAAAUAAAAGCCCUUCUAUUAUUGUGAACAAAAAUGUAAAAGACAUUUCACAAAAUAAAAAUUACACAACAUCAAAAACUCAGAAACCAGAAGUAUUGGCGAAUUUGAAAGCUGCAAGUCCAAUUAGCAGUCCUCAGUUAAAAAUGAAAACAUCUAAUAACUCAUCUAAAAUAAAAACUGCACAAUCGUUAACAUUACCCGUGAAAGAAAUUGGGACUUAUUCAGAAGAAAAUACAAAUUUACGAUCAAAUGCAGUUCUUUUAAAAAACUUAACAAAUAUUACAGCAAAGUCAGUUAGCAGUAAUGUUAAAAAUGUGGAUCAAUUAAAAAUGAAUAAGACGACUAUGAAACAACAUGUAAAUAUUGCUAGAAAUAAUUCAACAGCUAAUAUUAUUACAAAAGAACAAACAAAUAAAGAAAUAGAGAUAUUUAAUAUUGAUGACUCUGAUAGUGAUGAAGAAAAACAAGAUGAAUAUAAGAAUCAAGCAACUUCUAAGACUUCACAAGGACAACUGAAUUUACCGUACAAUAAAUCAAUUGAUGCAUUAAAGAAUUUAAGCAAACAUAUUACCAUUAAAUCACGUAAUAAACACCAACAAGUAACACAUAAAAAAGAUGUCCCCCAACAUGAUUACAUUGAUAAAAGUGAAGACGUUUAUGAGUCUGACGAAGAAUACUUACAAAGCAAAUCUGACGAAAAAAUAAAAGUAGGUCAGCAAAAUUCUAAAAAUAUUGUUCUCCAAAAUACUUUAAAAAAUUUAAGUAAACACCUUACAAUAAAAUCAGGGAAUUCUUCUCCUUGUCCUUCAGUUAAAUCUCAAGAUCAAAAUACUCAAGAUACCAAUGAUAAAAAUAUGAAUGAUGACGAAUAUGAUUCUGAUUCAUGUUCAAGCAGAGUUAAAAUUACAGAAUUAAAUGAUGAAUGUGAUGUGGCAGUGGACAAUAUUGACUCUAGAGACAAUGAUAACAUGUUUAUUCAAUCCCCUGAUGGAACAUUUAGUGAUCAUGAUAAUAAUGACAAAGAAGAUGACCAAUUUAUAGAUAUUGAAAGUAAAUUGGUAACAAAUACACUAAAAAAAGUUCAUCAAAACAUAACGCCUCGUAAUGAAAACUCAAAUUUGGAAACAUUAAAAAAUAUUAGUAAAAGUAUCACAGUUAAAAGUUUAAAUGAAAAGAAACCACAAAAACAAGAAUCACCUGUUACUAUAAAAGGAGCAACUGCUCUACCAAAUAAUCUUAAUAAAGAUUUAUCCAUAAAAUCUAGGCCAAGUAACCAGGUUUCUCAAGACUGGAACGACGAAUCAGCUAAUGCAUGUAAUACAAUUAAACGACCUAUGAACCAAUUAAUAAAUAAAAAUAUUUCUAAUCACAUUAGUGCAAUAAAUAAAGAAGUUACAGUGAAAACAGUUGAAAGUAAAACUAUUAUCCAAGAAAUCACAACGACUGUAACAAAAACAAUAAAAACUAUAAAUCAAACUGUACAGCAGGAAGUUCAAAGUACAACUCAGUCAACAUCACAAAAAAAUCAGAAGAUGAAACCACAUCAACAGUCUAGCAAUAAAUAUCAAGGAAUUGUUGUACGUCACGCAUCGCCUAUAUGUGGAACAAAAAUUAGAAGUGCGAUGUCACCUGUCAGACCUGUUGUUGGUACUACUGUUAGACAUUCUAAUCUUAAUAAUCAGUUAGUUCCUGUGAGACCAAGGUCAAAUGUAACGAGACCUGUUACUCCGAGAAUGCCAACUGUUAAUAAAAGUGUUAGUUCUACACCAGUGCAAAAUCUCAACACUAAAGUACUCAAUACUCCUUCAAGUACUAUGAAAAGAUCUGUAACACAAGAGUCAAGUGGACCUUUUAGUUGUUUUAAAAAGCCAAAAGAGUCACUUAUUCCUGUAUCAGAUAUUCCUACUUUUACUAGUGACCGAGACGGUGGAUCUACAGUACACUAUGCGUCGGCAACACAUGUAAGCAAGACCAAUGUAAUGAAUGUUACAAAAACUGUUAAGGGUAACACAACAUUUACAGCACAAAUGAAGUCCGAAGUCAGUUCCAACUCUCAACAGCUAAGCAAACUUAGUAAUGUGUCUGGUUUAAAAAUUGUGAAAACUAGUCAAAUUAAAAGGGAUUCUAAUCUUGAACAAAAUAAUGACAAUAGUGCCUCAAAACGGACUACUUUAGAAGCCAUAGAAAAAUUGCAAAAACAUGGACUUUUAGUGAAAAAACCUCGUUUAGACAACCAGGAUAAUAAUAGUGCACAUUCAGAUGAAGAUGAAGAAAACUUUCCAAAGGAGGAAAACGAAGAUGAUGACUAUUAGUUGUUAACAUUAUAUUAUACAAUCUUUCUUUUUAUAUUAUUAUAAUCAUAAUUUCUUAUUUUACUUACCAUACUUGCUCAGUGUUUUCCCAAAGGGAAAUAAUAAAUUAUUAAAUAAAGAAAUGACACUGAAACAUAACUAUAAACUUUGUUUUUUUUUUAUUUUUCUUUACGAAGAAGUGUAAUCGAAAACAAAUUGUUCAUCAUUGAAAUACGAUAAAAAUAUAUUAAAUAUAAUUAAUAUAAUUUCGUAAUUAGAAUUUGAAGCGGUUGAGAUUUGAACACACGGCUAUGCCAAAAUAAUGUUUUUGCCAUUAAGUUACCGCUCUCGUAGACACGCUCUUAGAAAUUAUCAUUCAAAUAAACAAAAUUUUCUAUCCACCAAAAGUCUAAAGUGUAUCGCUAAAGGCUUUUGUUGUGCUUGUUAAUAAAAAUUAAGACUUAUUUUUCAAAGUACCGUUUUUCUUUAGAUACAUAAAUAUACAAAAACAAUGUAAAUAUGCACAUAUUGUGAAAAUUUCGUAAUAUCCAUAAGUUUAGGAACAGUUAUACAUUUGUGGGGUAUCGUUUUAAACGUGGGACAUUUAAUGUAUUUUGACAUUGAUCUUGAUUAUAUUCUUCAUUAUCCUGUCUUGAUUGAGAACAGUACCAUGGACAAUACAAAAUACAUUGGCGUUCAUUGGACAACACAAAAUACAUUGGCGGUUAUGAUACUCCUCAUGUAACUUUUAUUAUAUCAUGCCUCCAUACCAUCUGAUUUUACAAUUGGAUCCCACCUUUCACGGCAACUGUUUUUUUUUUUCAAAAAUAAUCUUGCAAGAAUUUUUGUAUCUGGCAUAGCAAACUUAAACUAUAAAGGAUCAAUUAUUUAGUUUUGAAGAUUGGCACAGAUAAUAAACUUAUCGUUUAUUAUUUCAAGUUAGUAGGACUUUUAUUGCAUCUGGGUAAGUGCAGUUUACUGCAACUUAUAAGAACAAUCUAUACCCUAUCAUUCUUAAAAUAUUAUUGUGACUAAUUUUACGUUUCCCUUGUCUAUACAUCCUCAUUUUUUCAUAUUAAUUUAUAGAAUAUAUUACAUACAGAAAUUCUUCGCAUAGAAAGUUAAUUAUUAGUACAUUUUUCUUGCUUUGGAAACUACUGAUAUUUCCGUCCCAUUCAUCUUUACUAUGAUUACAGAUGAAAGAGUACGUUUCAAGUUCGCUUGUGAAAAAGCGGUUUACAAAAGCUAAUUAAUUGGUAAUAAACUUGUAACCCCAGUCUGUGAUGCUGAUAAGGGUGUUUAAAAUAAUAUAAAAAUUCGGCCGCAGCAUUGUACAGUCACAUAGAUUAAUAUUUUAAAAAAGUUUUGUACCGUAUACUAAGAAAAUUUAAUAUUAGUUAUAAUUAAUUUCAUUAUUAGUUAAUUGCAAUACUUUUGUAUGUCUUGUACAUAUACGUUACAUGUAAAUAAAUAUAUUUAAGAUUUAUAUUUAAGUGACGUAUUAUGUAUAUUUAAACUGCAAGUUUGCAGAGUUAAAAUAUGUAUGUGAUUAGAAUUUUUCGUUUAAAUUUUGUGGGUUACUGAUUGUUCCUAGGUUUAUAUAAUAAAAUAUGUGAAUCUA
Molecule: messenger RNA, 6425 nt
Organism: Galleria mellonella (greater wax moth)
Lineage: Eukaryota; Metazoa; Arthropoda; Insecta; Lepidoptera; Pyralidae
Exons: 7
Coding region: 194-4825 (1543 amino acids)
Biological process (GO): regulation of transcription by RNA polymerase II
Cellular component (GO): nucleus
Molecular function (GO): RNA polymerase II transcription regulatory region sequence-specific DNA binding; DNA-binding transcription factor activity, RNA polymerase II-specific
Source: RefSeq, a predicted model, not a curated record